GAGGUAACGCAAACGCAUCACCAGCUAAUGGGCGUGUCCCUCUCCUCCAACGAACACGGCGAAUGCAGAGUGAAAGUUUUCUUGCAAUGUUUUAACCAUACGAUGCGAUAUGAUGUUUCACCCUAAGACAGGCACACUCGUAUCUUUUCAUAAUGCGCUACCAAGUGUGCAUUUUUUUGGGGCUGUGUUUAUUAUUUUACAACUGACUUUUGUUCAAUGUGAAAAAAUAAAACCAGGGAGUUGUCUCAUCUGGGGUCCAGGACUUCACCCAGAUAUAGUUUUGCCUGUCCGGUACUUUUUCAUCCAGGCGGUCGAUUUGAAAGGGGAAAAUCUCACUUUAUCUCCAGGUAAAGACACCUUUAAAGUAAGCAUAGCUUCACUGGAGAAGAAGGAGCAUAUCCGCAUCCAUGUUCCCCCUCCCCUGGACAGAGGAGAUGGAUCCUUCUUAGUGAGGUACCGCUUGUACAAUACAGCACUAACAGGCCUCAAAAUUGAGAUCUUCCAUCAUGAAACAGCUGUUUCCCAAUCACCCUACAUCAUCCAAGGUCCAGUCUAUGAUGAAUACUGUGACUGUCCUGAACCUGAUGACUCUGCCUGGCAGAGUGCCAUGCAGUGUCCACUUGAAGAGCCUCAGAUUGAGGCAGACUUUACAUCUUUUCCGACGAUCAACCUGCAGCAUCUCAGGGAGCAGGGGCCUCAAAGAUUUUCAAACAGAGGCGGUAUCAUUCACUAUGCCAUCAUCAACAAUCGUCUGUUCCGCCGAACACUGGGAAAAUACACAGACUUCAAGAUGUUCUCUGAUGAAAUGCUGCUAUCCCUGACAAGGAAGGUGAGGCUGCCUGAUGUCGAGUUUUACAUCAAUGUUGGUGACUGGCCUUUGGAAACGAGACCAGCUGAUGAAAGUCCUAUUCCAGUCUUGUCCUGGUGUGGUUCCACAGACUCUCGAGAUAUUGUCCUCCCCACCUAUGAGCUCACACAUUCCACUCUGGAGACCAUGAGAGGCGUGACCAAUGACCUGCUCUCCAUUCAAGGCAACACAGGUCCCUCAUGGGCAAACAAAACAGAUCGGGCAUUUUUCCGUGGCCGCGAUAGCAGAGAGGAGCGUCUGCAGCUGGUUUCUCUGUCCAAGAAACAUCCUGAGCUUCUGGAUGCUGGAAUCACAGGAUGGUUCUUUUUCAGAGACCGAGAGAAACAUGUUGGCAAAGUGCCACUUGUUGGAUUCUUUGAUUUCUUUCAGUACAAGUACCAGGUGAAUGUGGAUGGCACAGUGGCAGCGUAUCGUUUUCCUUACCUGAUGCUUGGGAACAGCCUGGUUCUCAAGCAGGACUCUCACUUCUAUGAACAUUUCUACAGUAGUCUGAAAGCUGGGACUCACUAUGUCCCCUUCAAAAGGAACCUGCUGAACUUGUUAGAAAAAAUCCAAUGGGCCAAAGAGAAUAACGCCGAAGCACAAAAAAUCGCCAGUGCGGGUCAGGCUGCGGCCCGUGAGGUGCUGCAGCCCACCAGACUCUACUGUUACUAUCAGCGAGUGCUGCUGAUGUACGCCCAACGGCAGGCGGGUCAGCCGAGCCGCCACGCUGACAUGCAGCUGGUGCCUCAGUCUGAUGAACACAUAACUGUGUGCAAGUGUCAGCGUAAGAGCCACAAAGAGGAAAAGACUGUCCCAGAUGAACUCUGAGACACCUUCAUCAUUUGAAAACCUCCCAAACAUUGAUCAUGUUUGUAGGGUCGGUGAAGGGGCGUGUGAAUAUUGAUAUUAGGUUGUAAAAUUUUAAAUGUUUUGAAAGAUCAGUUUUGAAAAUGAAUGACAGACAAAAAGCGUUUUCUACACAGGUUAAUGGUCUUUAUAAGAAUGUUUUUUGUUACAAUAUGAUUACAUAUGUUUGACUGAUGUACUGCUUUUUAUGUAAUUUAUAAGUGAGUCAUCAUUUUCAAAUCAAUCUUUUUAUACUGUUGCAUGUACAGAAAUUUUUAACGAGCAGACUUCCAUUAAAUUGGCCAUAUUUUGAGAUUGGCAAGUUUAAGAAA
Molecule: messenger RNA, 2028 nt
Organism: Syngnathoides biaculeatus (alligator pipefish)
Lineage: Eukaryota; Metazoa; Chordata; Actinopteri; Syngnathiformes; Syngnathidae
Gene: poglut3
Product: protein O-glucosyltransferase 3
Exons: 6
Coding region: 110-1678 (522 amino acids)
Cellular component (GO): endomembrane system
Molecular function (GO): glucosyltransferase activity
Source: RefSeq, a predicted model, not a curated record